Messenger RNA from Momordica charantia (bitter melon), 1487 nucleotides. Its product is annotated as Transcription initiation factor IIF, beta subunit. Gene Ontology annotation, cellular component: transcription factor TFIIF complex. Lineage: Eukaryota; Viridiplantae; Streptophyta; Magnoliopsida; Cucurbitales; Cucurbitaceae. The record is from RefSeq and is a predicted model, not a curated record. Gene Ontology annotation, biological process: transcription by RNA polymerase II; transcription initiation at RNA polymerase II promoter.
AAGUCAAAAUUCGGAACAGAGACACUUGUUACAGAAUCCAGGAUCCAGAUUACAUCAGUUGUACGAUAAUCUUCUGCUACCGAUUGCGUAGUAUCAAAGCUCCUUCCGACCACCGCCUUCCAGUUCUUUAGGGUCCAGUUCAGUACCGUCCACGGCCUUUUGCGCCACCGUCGUCUACGAAAAACAGAGUAACCGACAACUUGCCGGCGAAACUUCCGACGAUAGGGAUUGGUCAUUUGUGAUGGAUAUGGAAGACGAGCACGGCGGCGGCGGCAGUAGCAGUAACUUGGAUACAGGGAAGGCGGACAGAUCAGUGUGGCUGAUGAAGUGCCCCUUGCUGGUCGCGAAGUCAUGGCAGUCUCACCCUCCCUCUGAUACUCUUCCUCUCGCUAAGGUCAUCCUUUCUCUCGAUCCUCUCCAAUCCGACGAGUCCUCUUCUCUCCAGUUCAAGAUGGAAAUGGCUGGAACUGAGACUGGAAACGUGCCAAAAAGCUUUUCCUUAAAUAUGUUUAAAGACUUUGUUCCUAUGUGCGUCUUUUCAGAGGCAAGUCAAGGUAAGAUGUCAAUGGAAGGUAAAGUGGAACAUAAAUUCGAUAUGAAGCCUCAUGGUGAAAAUCUUGAAAUGUAUGGGAAAUUGUGCCGUGAAAGGACAAACAAGUCCAUGGUUAAGAAUAGACAAAUACAAGUGAUAGACAAUGACCGUGGAGUUCAUAUGAGGCCAAUGCCUGGGAUGGUUGGUUUGAUCAGCUCAACUUCAAAGGAAAAGAAGAAGGUGGCACCAGUUAAACAAUCAGACGUGAAAAGAACUAGAAGGGAUCGUGGGGAACUAGAAGAUAUAAUGUUCAAGCUAUUUGAAAGACAGCCGAAUUGGGCCCUAAAGCAGCUAGUCCAAGAGACUGAUCAACCUGCACAAUUCUUGAAAGAGAUACUGAACGAGCUUUGUGUCUACAACAAAAGAGGGACUAAUCAAGGAACGUACGAGCUUAAGCCCGAAUACAAGAAGUCUGUCGAGGAGACCGGCGGAGAGUAGGUUAGUCUUCGAUUGUAUCAUUUUAUUUACAUAUUCCCUUCUUUUGGGGUAGGUGGAAACGAUCUGAAAUAAAUCUGGAAAUCAAAGAGAGAAGAAGAUUUUGGUUUGUUAUAUUUUCAUGGGAGGGAGAGAUGGGAGGAUGGAAAGAAAAUGGUUCAAAAAUAAUAGCUAGUUAGCUUUAUACUAAAGUGAAGUGAAACCAAAGGUGGAAUGAAAUUUGGGGGAAGUUAUUAUGUCAUGUUUAUCCAAUUACUGUACAAGGUCAGGAGUUGCAAAAUGUAUCUGUAUAAUGAAUCUUACGAGCAUGGGAAGAUGUUGGAAACAGAGUUGUUCAUUGACUUUGAUUCUGGUUAAUUUUUGUAAGAGGAAUAUGGGUUUUGAAAAUCUAUCCUCGCCUAAGAUAUUAAAAUUCUAUGAGUUUUUUGAGAAUUGAAUAUGAGCAUAAAUCUUGCAUCGU